UUGACAUACUGUGCCUUCCUGUUCCAAGGAAAAGCCUGUUAGUGAAAUGGACAUCAUAACUGUGGAUUGCAUACAUGCUAAUUACCUAGGCUAAUCAAAUGUGCCUUUUUUUCCUAAAUAUGAAUGGACAAAGGUUUGUAAAAUAAUUGUGGAAAGUGAAAAAGAAGGUCAUGAUCAAAAAAUGGAACAAUAUCUGAAGUUAAAAAAAAAAACUACAGGAAACAGGAGAAAACUUCAAAAAACUUGAAUUUAUACUCAGAAUUUUAAGAAUAUGAAUUUGAAUUGAAUAAGACUGAAUUUGAAUAAGAGUAUGAAUUUGAAUUUGAAUAAGAUCAGCCUGUGAUAGGCUCAGAGAACAAAAUAAAGUACUUGGGUAGACACAUUAUUGCCAGGUGCUCAGCACAGGGUCACUCUGCCUCACUCAGGCUCCAACAGAACCUAGAACACAGCCUUUGCGGCCCUCACUGAGCCGGAAGUGCGCCCCCUUCCCUGGACGGCAUUUCCGGUUCCCUCUCAGAGCUGUCUCCCAUAUCAAAGGCCACUUCCCUCAGAUCAACCGCCACUGAUUCGGCCUCCGGCCUCCCUCACCACUCACGCUGGGCAAUCUCCGAGGCCACCACCGAAGUCGGCCCUGCCGUUGCCCACUCCGUGGCUCUCGUUUCCGCGACGUGGUCGCCCUCGCCCUGCUGCCCGGGCCGCCAGCCAUGGCCACCGCGCCGAUCUCCCAGGUCCGCCAGAACUACCACCGCGACUGCGAGGCCGCCAUCAACGGCCAGAUCAGCCUGGAGCUGUACGCCUCCUACGUCUACCAGUCCAUGGCCUUCUACUUCGACCGCGACGACGUGGCCCUGAGGAACUUCGCCCGCUUCUUCCAGCGCCACGCCCGCGAGGAGGCCCAGCACGCCGAGAUGCUGAUGGAGCUGCAGAACCAGCGCGGGGGCCGCAUCCGUCUGCGCGACGUCAAGAAGCCCGACCGCGACGACUGGGAGAGCGGCCUGAGGGCCAUGGAGUGCGCCCUGCACCUGGAGAAGAGCGUGAACCAGAGCCUGCUCGACCUGCACCAGCUGGCCACCGACAAGAACGACGCCCAGCUCUGCGACUUCCUGGAGGCCCACUACCUCCGUGAGCGAGUCAAGGCCAUCGAAGAGCUGGGAGGCCAUGUCACCAGCCUGUGCAGCAUGGGGGCCCCGGAAGCCGGCCUGACUGAGUACCUCUUUGACAGGCUCACCCUGCGCGACAGCCACAAAGAGAACUGA
Molecule: messenger RNA, 1256 nt
Organism: Nyctereutes procyonoides (raccoon dog)
Lineage: Eukaryota; Metazoa; Chordata; Mammalia; Carnivora; Canidae
Product: ferritin heavy chain-like
Exons: 1
Coding region: 705-1256 (183 amino acids)
Biological process (GO): iron ion transport; intracellular iron ion homeostasis
Cellular component (GO): cytoplasm
Molecular function (GO): ferrous iron binding; ferric iron binding
Source: RefSeq, a predicted model, not a curated record